Molecule: messenger RNA, 2335 nt
Organism: Morus notabilis
Lineage: Eukaryota; Viridiplantae; Streptophyta; Magnoliopsida; Rosales; Moraceae
Product: probable protein phosphatase 2C 12
Exons: 10
Coding region: 293-1579 (428 amino acids)
Biological process (GO): protein dephosphorylation
Molecular function (GO): protein serine/threonine phosphatase activity
Source: RefSeq, a predicted model, not a curated record
AGCUUUUUUUGCGGUUUCAUUUAUUUGUUUCUUCCUUUUCUUUUUUCGGUCUCUCUUUAUAGUUUUCCUAUGAACAAUGGAAUUUCUGCAGAGCGCCGGGAUCCGCGUUUAUCGAUCAUAGCGUAGAAUCCAAUUCGCAUCACUCAUUCUUUGCGCGUAAUCUCCAUUGUUGACAUUAUCUUUUCCUUAUCGCAGGUUUUCGGGUUCAAUUAGCUAAUGGAGGCUUAGAGGCCAUAGCGUUGUUUCUUGGGAAGCUGCGUUGGAGUUUUUCGGGUGACAAAAGAAGCGAACAAUGUCCGCGAGGAGUGAACAUCACACGGUCCCACUUUCGGUGCUGCUGAAGCGAGAAUUAGCCAAUGAGAAGAUUGAGAGACCGGAAAUUGUUCACGGUCAGGCCAGUCAGAGCAAGAAAGGGGAGGAUUUUACUCUGUUAAAGACUGAAUGUCAAAGGAUGGUUGGAGAUGGUGUUUCUACCUAUUCGGUUUUCGGGUUAUUUGAUGGACACAAUGGAUCUGCAGCUGCUAUUUACUCGAAGGAGAACCUCCUUAGUAACAUAUUAAGCGCUAUCCCUUCAGAUCUUAAUAGAGAUGAAUGGAUUGCAGCCUUGCCAAGGGCUUUGGUUGCCGGCUUUGUCAAGACAGACAAAGAUUUUCAAGAGAGAGCACAAAUGUCAGGAACGACUGUCACCUUUGUGAUUAUUGAAGGAUGGGUCAUUACUGUUGCAUCGGUUGGUGAUUCCCGGUGUAUACUUGAAGCAGCUGAAGGUGGCAUAUAUUACUUAUCCGCAGAUCAUAGGCUUGAUAGCAAUGAAGAAGAGAGGUUGCGUAUCACAGCAAGCGGAGGCGAGGUGGGUCGACUUAAUACUGGUGGAGGUGCCGAGAUUGGUCCUUUGAGGUGUUGGCCUGGUGGCUUGUGUCUUUCACGAUCUAUUGGGGAUAGGGAUGUUGGCGAGUACAUUGUUCCUGUUCCUUAUGUUAAGCAAGUGAAGCUGUCUACUGCUGGUGGCAGGCUUAUCAUCUCAAGUGACGGUGUAUGGGAUGCUUUAAGUGCAGAAGCUGCUCUUGAUUGUUGCCGUGGGAUGCCAGCAGAAGCUGCAGCUGCACAAAUCGUGAAGGAGGCUUUACAGGCAAAGGGACUUCGAGAUGACACAACCUGUAUUGUUAUUGAUAUAUUGCCUCAGGAGAAGCCACCUGCUCCUUUGCCCCCACCUAAGAAGCAGGGUAAAGGAGUAUUUAAGUCCAUGUUCCGCAAAAAGUCAAAUGAAUCAUCUUCUUAUAUUGAUAAAGAGUACAUAGAGCCAGACAUGGUGGAGGAACUAUUUGAGGAGGGAUCUGCUAUGCUUUCAGAAAGGUUGGACACGAAAUAUCCACUUUGCAACAUGUUUAGGCUGUUUAUGUGUGCUGUUUGUCAAGUAGAAAUGAAACCAGGAGAGGGUAUUUCGAUACAUGCUGGCUCAUCUCAUCCUGGAAAAUUGCGCCCUUGGGAUGGUCCCUUCCUUUGCUUAAGUUGCCAAGAGAAGAAAGAGGCCAUGGAAGGGAAGAGACAAUCGGGAGAUAGGUAUAGUAGUGGAAGUGACUAGCCAACCCUCGGCUAUUUUUGCGUUUUGAGAGCAUUAACAAUUAUUUGGAUGUUGAUCACAAUUGGGAAGCCAGAGCUUUUUCACCACAUAAGUUUCCUUGUGGGGAAUGUUCAGUAUUUAGGUCCAUUAUGACAUUCCGUAUCUUUACUUUGGGCCCCAUUUGGAUCUGUGUCAACUUUUCAUGUUCCAAGUCGGUAGAUCCUGGCUAAGGCUGCCACUUGCUUUUAGGAGGAUCUCUGGUUCUGACUUCAGAGUGAUGAAAAACAGCGCAAAAAAUUUUGCUGAGAAAAAGGGUCGUGGAAGGAUUGGGUAAAACUUGCCUGUGCAUAUCGUGUUGGAGGUAAUCAUUUUUCUUUAUGGAUCCACACCGUUCCAGUUCAUAGAGCUAACACUGAGUGAAAGUAAUCUAGGAUGUAAUGUUACUAUAUAUAGUGAGUUCUUUGAGACCUGAUAAAACUUCCAUUGCAAAUUAGGAAAAAGCUUGUGCCGCUCAACAGUAUGAAUUUGUUAUCCUUAAAGGAAUGUUAUUUAAAAAAAAAAAAAAGCUUUAAAUAGGCAAUUAAAUCACUUUUUGCCUUUUUUUUUCUUUUUUCUUUUUUCCUUCUCCUUUUUCAGUAAAGACUUUUGAUUCACAGUUAUCCUUGACUGUGUUGAUACAACAGUCGGUUCAUUGCGUGGAAGGGCCUAGAUUUCUUUGUAAAUACUCUUUUUUACCUUUGCUUUAAUAACAUUUUAUAUUACACUAUUUACAUCUCA